This is a messenger RNA of Blumeria graminis f. sp. triticale, 1863 nucleotides long. Lineage: Eukaryota; Fungi; Ascomycota; Leotiomycetes; Helotiales; Erysiphaceae. The record is from the annotation of a GenBank genome assembly.
AUGGCAUCCAACUCUCCCGAAAAAUCCAAAGAUUCUACGAGUCAUCUAUAUUCAAACUCAUCCGACGAUGAGGGAUCCCCUCCAGAAAGCUCAAGCUGUCAAUCCUCAGCGGAUCCGUGGUCCUCCUCAUUCCAGGAAAAAGAUUCGCAGCCACAUCACAAAGUCCCCGCCGCUUCCACCCAUGUCGACCUUGUUAAUAAUGCACGAAGACCGGCUCCCUCUUUCGCUGGCUCUAGCUUUCGCUCUCCAAAUAGUAUGGGAGGUGUAAUGCCAGAAAGCAUGGAAGAAAAAAUGAGAAAGUUCCAUUUAUCUAGACAAGGAACGCCGUCUCGUCCACAAAUUCCAAUGUCCGUCUCUUCGGGACCGCCUACAUCCGGCUCUUCUAAUUUUGGAGCUGCAGUAGGAGUUUUACCUGCUGGACUUCACUUUCCUGUAAAUCGACGGCCAUUACCACACAACGCUGUUUCAGACUCCACUAUCCCAAAAAUGUCUCUAAAAGGCGGCCUUAGUUCCCGUAGAGGUAUUAACUUAUCUGGCGGGCUUCCGGGUAACCAGAAUUCUCAAGGUCAACCUUUCAAUCCAAUCGGUAUCACAAAUCAGAAUCGGAAUCAACCGCAGCAGCCAAUUUCAAUGUUCAACAAGUUCUCUGAAUAUGUAGAUACUAAAAAUGGCACCCUCAGGUUUGCUGGGAAAGCAGUUAUUCAUGGCCAGGGUAUUGAUUUCACAUCAGGAAGUAAUUUUAAUAUUUCUUUGGACGAAGUUGAUACAAUCGAGGAACUAGGAAAAGGAAAUUAUGGUACUGUCUACAAAGUUCGUCACGCGCGUCCUAGAAUUCGCCGACCUGGCCUUGGUCUAGCAGGUAAUAGACUACCCUCCCAGACUUCAAACUUAUAUGCCUUCGAGAGGGGUGUUAUUUCCCCAGAAUCCUCAAGUCAGGGAGGAAGUUCCACCACUGGCAUCAUUAUGGCUAUGAAGGAAAUUCGGCUGGAACUUGACGAAGCUAAGUUCGCUGCUAUCAUAAUGGAACUUGAUAUAUUGCAUCGCUGUGUCUCUCCUUACAUAAUCGAUUUUUAUGGAGCCUUCUUUCAGGAAGGAGCAGUGUAUAUUUGUAUCGAAUAUAUGGAUGGUGGAUCUAUCGACAAAAUUUACGGCGAUGGUAUUCCAGAAAAUGUGCUCAAGAAAAUAACAUUCUCUACUGUCAAAGGAUUAAAAACGCUAAAAGAUGACCACAAUAUAAUUCAUCGCGAUGUUAAACCUACAAACAUCCUUGUUAACACACUUGGCCAGAUUAAAAUCUGUGAUUUUGGCGUUAGUGGAAACCUAGUGGCGAGUAUUGCUAAGACCAAUAUUGGAUGUCAAUCAUACAUGGCGCCCGAGCGAAUCUCUGGCGGUGGAGUAGCCCAAGCUGGUGGAGGUGGAGGUGGAACUUACUCAGUUCAAUCUGAUAUUUGGAGCAUGGGAUUAAGUAUCAUUGAAUGUGCACUGGGUAAAUACCCUUAUCCACCCGAGACCUACAACAAUAUUUUCCUGCAACUAAGCGCUAUUGUCGAGGGUGAACCUCCAGAUCUACCUGAAGAGAAUUUUUCUUCCGCUGCUCGUGACUUUGUCCGCGGAUGUCUUAAUAAAAUACCUAAGCUCCGUCCAACUUACUCUAUGUUAUUACAACACGCUUGGCUCAGUGAGCUAUCCCAGAACUGUGCACCCUCGGAGCCCAAAACUGGGUGUAAAGAAACAGAAGACGAGGAAGUUGCAGAAUGGGUGAAACAAGCUUUGGAGAGAAAGAGUAAGAAAGUAGCAGAGGCGAGUGGUAAAAUAGCAUCUCCAAAAGAUACAAUAACUCCCUCCUUUACAUCUGCUGGUUAG